AUGUCAGAAGCCCGCCGAUCCUCAUCGACCAGAUCUCCGCCAUCUCCAACCAUUCCUUCUCCAUUGUCGCAGACCUUCCCCACGACCCCUGUCUCUCGCAAUGAUUCAGGCUACAGCAUGCAAACAUCACUUCGUGAGAAGCGUUCGGGACAUUUCGAUGUGGCGAGCAGGCGCAAUUCUUCCUUUGGAUUCGAUCGUAUGGCCAAUCUGAGGAGACCUAGUGUUGCUAAUGGCAAUCAGCCGUUCAUCAGCCAUAACAGCAGCAUGUCAGGAUCGACUCUAGCUAAUUCUGCUGGUUAUGCGCCCUCGGUCUACGCACCCUCCACCCUCGCCGCUUCGACGAUCAUGCCAAACGCCGUUCAACCUUCUUGCCCGCGUGACACCGAAACUACGAAAUGGAUCGAGGGCCACUGUCUGGUUUGGCGCCCGCGUGAAGACAAGACAUACUGCAGUAUCUGCGAUGACAAGUGCGAAGACGGUGUUUACCGAUGCGGUGGAUGCAACACCAGCGUACAUCCACGCUGCCUACACCAGAUCUCGGUCGUCUGUCCUCUGGCUUUCCGCCCUGACGCCGUUCGCGCCGUCUUCGUCCGUUGCUUCGCCUCACUCUUGUACACCUACCGUCGCUUUAUGCACCCGGCAUCAGGCGAGCGCAGAAAGGCAGGUAUGGUGUAUCACUUCAACAUGGAUCAAUUCAUUCGCAGUGUGCCUGGUGAACAGACCGAACACAUCACCAUGAUGCGCGAAACCCAGAUGUUCAAUGAGUUCAUUCACGAGCGGGAGUCUACUCGUGCCGAGAAUCCGUCCAUCAAGCUGUUUGACGAAAUCAUCCUCGCCAAGCGGAACAGAGGCCGCGGCUCCAUCUUUUCCAAGCACAACACAUCUUGGUUGUUCGACACUUCAGAGCACCUUUGGCGUUCCGCAUCGACUGCAGCACCGAACUCUCGUUUUCCUGGUGACUACCGUCAAGUCGUUAGUAGAAUUCCGGCGAAAUUGGACACCACACUUAUGAAAGAGCCCAGGGCAGUACAGGGUCUGCCUCUCCCACAAACACGCACAAAGCGCAAGCCUAUACCAUCCAUGAUGGGCUUGAGUGUCGACGAAGAACAGACUGCAUAA
Aureobasidium namibiae CBS 147.97 is the source of this 1119-nucleotide messenger RNA. Its product is annotated as dDENN-domain-containing protein. NCBI's taxonomy places the organism in Eukaryota, Fungi, Ascomycota, Dothideomycetes, Dothideales, Saccotheciaceae. Gene Ontology annotation, cellular component: cytoplasmic vesicle. The record is from RefSeq and is a predicted model, not a curated record. Bases 1 to 1119 code for a protein of 372 amino acids. Gene Ontology annotation, biological process: regulation of Rab protein signal transduction. The transcript has a single exon.